AUGUUUAAGAACCUCCUCGUACCGUUCGUUUUCGGCCUCGCCGUCGCGCACACCGCGCGCGCGGACGCGGGCGACACGUGUUCAACCCACACCGACUGCGUUGUUUCGAGCGGCUACGCGAGCGCGAACCCCUGGGCAUCGAGCGAAGAGUUCUGUUACAACACCGGGACCUACAACGGCGUGACGGUCGGUGUGUGCUCAGACUGUUUCGGGUGCAGCGCGGGACCGCCACCGUAUGGCAACUCGAUCGACCAAUCGUGCCCGUCCAAGUGUACGGACACAAUUUCCAGUUACACCUCGUGUGGAACAGAAAUCGCCACGGAAGUUGCCAAUGGAGCCAAAUGCUGGGACGGCGCCCACGGGUGCCCACCACUCCACAAAAAAGGCGGUAAAUGGUGCAGUAUGUACACGGGCGGCCAAAACGUAUGCUGCGGUGACGACUGCUGUAAACCAGACGGUGGCGCGAUCGCGGGCAUCAUCAUUGGUACCGUCGUCGGCCUGACGUUGCUCAUCGUCUCGUGCUGCUACUGUGGGCGGUGCGGGUGCUUCGCGUACCGACGCGACCAGCUCAUCGCCACCGCCGUGGCGACGCGGCCGCAGCAGCCGCAAGUCAUCUACGUCCAACAGGCGCCCGCAAAAGUCGACGUAUAA
Molecule: messenger RNA, 651 nt
Organism: Ostreococcus lucimarinus CCE9901
Lineage: Eukaryota; Viridiplantae; Chlorophyta; Mamiellophyceae; Mamiellales; Bathycoccaceae
Exons: 1
Coding region: 1-651 (216 amino acids)
Source: RefSeq, a predicted model, not a curated record